Manis javanica (Malayan pangolin) is the source of this 249-nucleotide messenger RNA. The record is from RefSeq and is a predicted model, not a curated record. NCBI's taxonomy places the organism in Eukaryota, Metazoa, Chordata, Mammalia, Pholidota, Manidae.
AUCCAGUGCCAUCUCCGUUGUGAAGAUCCUGAGGGUCUUAAGGGUCCUGAGGCCGCUCAGGGCAAUCAACAGAGCAAAAGGACUUAAGCACGUGGUCCAGUGCGUCUUCGUGGCCAUCCGCACCAUCGGCAACAUCAUGAUCGUCACCACGCUCCUGCAGUUCAUGUUCGCCUGCAUUGGUGUCCAGCUGUUCAAGGGAAAGUUCUAUCGCUGCACGGACGAGGCCAAAAGCAACCCUGAAGAGUGCAG